UGUCCUUUGUGCUCCCCACGAUGAAUAUCAACUGGUCACUCCCCUCUUGUCCCUUCGCAUUUGCCCUCUCCAUUUUCUCUUCCUUUGCUUGCAGGUCUUUCGAUCAGUAUUGGUGCUUUGAUCUAUGAGAAUUCUCUGACAAUUUAGCAGGUUAGUUGGUUUUUCUCAAGCGUUGCUAGGAACCAUAGGCAGACCGUGCCAGUUUGGACUGCAUGUCCAUAAUUAACUCAAAGAAAACUCAUGGAUUACGGUGAAGAAUUUUGGGAAAGCAGCGGAAACUCCGCACAGGAUGAUCUGCCGUUCCUCAGUCUGUCAUCAACCGAGACUCCGCAAAUCAACCACUUCACUGGACGUAUGGAACAUGGAUCACCUUCAAGGAGGCCUCAAUCUCACACAGAGGCAAUUCACCCCAAUCCCAACCUUGCUCAGGGAAGCGUCUCCUCCGGCAUUAUCAAUCCGCCAAUAUAUCCUCCAUCGACUGUUGAGCCAAUUAUGUCAUCACAAAGCAUGUUUCAGCCUGCUGAUGGUCAGAUGAUGGGGAUGGGAACUACAAUGGGAGGAUCUGUUAGAAUGGACCAAUUCCAACAAGGCUCUUUGCUCUACAAUAGCCAAAAUAAUCCUCAGCAGCUUCGGGCUCUUGCUCAACCUGGGCCAAUGAGUUAUGCAUAUCCAGAAGCUGGAAGUUCUGCGCUGCCCCGGCCUACUGCACCUUCAAUGCCUUUGCACGUGACUGGGCCUCGUGGGUUCAAUCAAACACCAGAAGCUCCAAUGAAUACGAUCAAUUUCUUGGACCGUGACAUGCCAACACUAGAGCAUAGGCCAACCGAAAGGAACAAGAUGCCCUUCAUGAACUCAUUUGGGUCAGCGAAUCAAGGUGUGACACCAAAUGGCUCAUUCCUAAGCCCUGAGAUAUACGAUGAUCGAAAUCAAUUUUCCAACUCAAGUAUAAUGCAAAUUAAUACUGGGAAUCGUGACAUUGCAACAAGCAAUUAUUAUCAGCUCGUUUCUCCAAAUAAUAACAGGCUCGAAGAAGGGGUCCGUGCUUAUGGCCGACUCGAAGUGGGAGAUGCUCACACUUGGCUGGAUCUUGGACAGGCAGAGACAACUUCACAGCGUCAAGCAUCACUGGAGGCCGCCUCAUCUUCUCGUGCUUCAUGGUCGACCCAGAACAGGAGGCCGAUCAUGAAUGCUGUCUACGACCCGAUUUAUGAACAGAUGGGCUUACCUAUUGAUCCUCAUCUGAGGCUAUUCCUUGCCAAGCAAGCCCGUGAUCAGGCCAACAAAUCGGAAAAUCACAGGAGGAUGUGAUGAAGUGAAGGAAUUAAGAACUGCAUUGGUCCGUGCUUAUUUGCUUUGAAUCAUGGUGUUGUUGCUGAUUUCCUGAGCCAUAGAACUUCUUCGCAAUUUACUUACUAUUAUAAAACUUACCCUCUCAUUUUCGUGUAGUUUGAAUGACUGGCCGGUGGACAUUCAGUUCCUAGCUAGUAUCAAGUACAUGUACUUGGAUAUCUCGUUUCCGGUGCACAUUCAGUUCCUAGCUAGUAUCAAGUACAUGUACUUGUAUAUCUCGUUUAGAACUUCUAUUACAUAUGAGAAACAUAUAAUUAUUGA
Messenger RNA from Punica granatum (pomegranate), 1611 nucleotides. Lineage: Eukaryota; Viridiplantae; Streptophyta; Magnoliopsida; Myrtales; Lythraceae. The record is from RefSeq and is a predicted model, not a curated record.